AUGCAUAGGAUACCCACAUUGUCAAAACAUGUGAGGGAAAUGACUUUUAAAUAUGCUAAAGCAUUAGAAUCAACAAUGUCAUUAGAUUCCAUGUUUUCUAUUGCACCAAGAGCGUUGUAUUUUCGUAAAUUAGAAGAAUAUCGUAAUAAUGGUGAGUGUAAAGUUUGUAUAGGUUUUGACGAUGUAAAAUGGCAUAAUAAACAACAAGAUGAUACAAAGUUACCAAAACGAUCAUGGAAAAAAGAAGUUUCACAAUGGUUAGAUCAGCAUGAAGUUUCAUAUUUGGAUGUAUAUACAAAAUCUGAAUUAUUAGAAUUAGUUGAUGCGUAUGCGCCGAAAACAAAAUAUAAAGUUGAUGAAGCUGCUAAACAAUUUAAGAUUGAAAUUUUAAGAUGA
Molecule: messenger RNA, 396 nt
Organism: Didymodactylos carnosus
Lineage: Eukaryota; Metazoa; Rotifera; Eurotatoria; Philodinida; Philodinidae
Source: the annotation of a GenBank genome assembly